Molecule: messenger RNA, 420 nt
Organism: Arabis nemorensis
Lineage: Eukaryota; Viridiplantae; Streptophyta; Magnoliopsida; Brassicales; Brassicaceae
Source: the annotation of a GenBank genome assembly
AUGGAGUAUUUCGACAAUGCACUUGACCCGAUAGAGUAUUUCGACAAUGCACUAGACCCUGCUAUGAUCAUAUCAAAACAACUAACAAGGAGUGAUAUUGUUGGUAAUAUGACAUUACCAACACAACAAGUGAUGUCCGUCCUCACGAAGUGGAAUGGUACUACAUGGAAUGAUUUGCAAACCGGAGUUCAAGUGCAAGUCUUCGACCUUCUCGAAAACGAUCGAUACCAAGUGACUCUAAGAUGGGUUGAUGACAACAGUAGAUUUUAUUUCGGGACUGGUUGGAGUAUUAUGAAGCAUUCGUUAGAGCUUGAAGAAGGCAAACCUUUUAAGCUCUAUUGGGAUCACUUACACAACACGUUCGUUGUUCUCAAUCAUGAAUAUAAGUUAAUACAAGAUUCUGAUUCUGGUCAAUCAUGA